This is a messenger RNA of Pseudozyma flocculosa PF-1, 3000 nucleotides long. RefSeq lists its product as uncharacterized. Gene Ontology annotation, biological process: calcium ion transmembrane transport; intracellular calcium ion homeostasis. NCBI's taxonomy places the organism in Eukaryota, Fungi, Basidiomycota, Ustilaginomycetes, Ustilaginales, Ustilaginaceae. The transcript has 3 exons. The coding region runs from base 1 to 3000 and encodes 999 amino acids. The record is from RefSeq and is a predicted model, not a curated record. Gene Ontology annotation, cellular component: membrane. Gene Ontology annotation, molecular function: ATP binding; ATP hydrolysis activity; P-type calcium transporter activity.
AUGGACGCAGCCUGGACCUACUCAAUCCGCGAUGUGCUCCACAAGCUCCAGGUCGACCCUUCAAAGGGUCUCUCGGCCGCCGAAGUCGAGAAGCGCAGGGAGCAGUACGGCCCCAACACCUUGCCCGAACAGCCCCCCACGCCCCUGUGGCAGUUGAUCCUCGAGCAGUUCAAGGAUCAGCUCGUCCUCAUCCUUCUCGCCUCUGCCGUCAUCUCGUUUGUCCUCGCCCUCCUCGAGGAGAACCAGACCCUCGGCGCCGCCCUCAUCGAGCCCGGCGUCAUCUUCCUCAUCCUCAUCGCCAACGCCACCGUCGGCGUCAUCCAGGAGCGCAACGCCGACAAGGCCAUCGACGCCCUCAAGGAGUACUCGCCCGACACGGCCUCGGUCAUCCGCGAGGCCCAGACUGCCCGCAUCCGCUCCGAGGACAUUGUCCCCGGCGACGUCCUCAUCCUCACCGUCGGCGACAAGAUCCCCGCCGACUGCCGCCUGAUUGCCAUCAACUCGAGCAGCUUCCGCAUCGACCAGGCCAUCCUCACCGGAGAGUCGCUCAGCGUUAACAAGAGCCUCGAGCCCGUCGCCGACGCCCGCGCCGUCAAGCAGGACAUGACCAACAUCCUCUUUAGCGGCACCACGGUCGCCAACGGCACCGCCAUCGCCGUCGCCGUCCUCACCGGCUCCAAGACGGCCAUCGGCGACAUCCACGCCGAGAUCAGCAAGGACGACGACGAAAAGACGCCGCUCAAGCAGAAGCUCGACGAGUUUGGCGAGCAGCUCGCCAAGGUCAUCACCGUCAUCUGCAUCCUCGUCUGGCUCAUCAACAUCCGCCACUUCAACGACCCCUCGCACCACGGCUGGGUCAAGGGCGCAGUCUACUACUUCAAGAUCGCCGUCGCCCUCGCCGUCGCCGCCAUCCCCGAGGGACUGGCCGCCGUCAUCACCGCCUGCCUCGCCCUCGGCACCAAAAAGAUGGCCAAGAAGAACGCCAUCGUCCGCCACCUCCCCUCGGUCGAGACGCUCGGCUCCACCAACGUCAUCUGCUCCGACAAGACCGGCACUCUCACCACCAACCAGAUGAGCGUCACCCGCUUCGCCACCUUCGAGGGCCCGUCGAGCCUGUCCGACUUCACCGUCGAGGGCUCCACCUUUGCGCCUCACGGAAAGAUCCUCGGCGCCGACGGCAAGGAGGUCACCUCGCUCAACCAGGCCGGCACGUCGUUCCACGCCCUCGCCGAGGUCUGCUCGCUCUGCAACGACUCGCGCGUCUCACUCGACGACCACGGCAACUACGCCGCGCUCGGACAGCCCACCGAGGCCGCGCUCAAGGUGCUCGUCGAGAAGCUCGGCCACCACGACAGCUCAGUCAACACGCACCUCUCGGUCAUGGACAAGCACGCCCGCGUCUCGGCCGUGUCGGACGAGUACGGCAAGGCCCACCCGCGCCUGCUGACUUUUGAGUUUUCGCGCGACCGCAAGUCGAUGUCGACCCUGAUCCGACGGUCCAGCGCCACUGGGAGCCUGCUCGUCAAGGGCGCCCCCGAGAGCGUCGUCGACCGCUGCGACAAGGUGCUCAGCGGAAAGGAGACUGUCUCGCUGUCUGCGGACGUGCGCCAGCUGGUCCACGAGAAGACGCUCGAGUACGGCCGCCUCGGUCUUCGCACCCUCGCCCUCGCUGUCAAGGAGGACGUGCCGCUGGACAUUGAGUCGUACCGCUCCUCGAGCCCCGCCGACUACGUGCGCUUCGAGCAGAACCUGACCCUCGUCGGCCUCGUCGGCAUGCUCGACCCUCCCCGCCCCGAGGUGCGCGGCGCCAUCGCCCGUUGCCGCGAGGCCGGCAUCCGCGUCAUUGUCAUCACCGGCGACAACAAGAACACGGCCGAGACCAUCUGCCGCCGGAUCGGCGUCUUUGGGCCCGACGAGGACCUCGUCGGUAAGAGCUUCACCGGGCGCGAGUUCGACGAGCUGAGCGACGCCGAAAAGAAGCGCGCCGUUCUCCAGGCGAGCCUCUUCUCGCGCACCGAGCCCACCCACAAGAGCCAGCUGGUCGACCUGCUCCAGGGCCACGGACUGGUCGUCGCCAUGACCGGAGACGGCGUCAACGAUGCGCCCGCCCUCAAGCGCGCCGACAUUGGCAUCGCCAUGGGCAGCGGCACCGACGUCGCCAAGCUCGCCGCCGACAUGGUGCUGGCCGACGACAACUUUGCCACCAUCGAGACGGCCGUCGAGGAGGGACGCUCGAUCUACAACAACACCCAGAGCUUCAUCCGCUACCUCAUCUCGUCCAACAUCGGCGAGGUUGUCUCGAUCUUCCUCACCGUGCUCCUCGGCCUUCCCGAGGCGCUGAUCCCCGUCCAGCUGCUGUGGGUCAACCUGGUCACCGACGGCCUGCCCGCCACCGCGCUCGGCUUCAACCCUCCCAGCACCACCAUCAUGAAGGAGCGCCCGCGCAGCCGCAACGACCCGCUCAUCAGCGGCUACAUUUUCGCCCGCUACAUGAUCGUCGGCGCCUUUGUCGGCGCCGCCACCAUCUUUGGCUACGCUUGGUGGUUCAUGUUCUUCGAGGGCGGCCCGCAGAUCUCGUACAGGCAGCUGAGCAACUUCCACAAGUGCGCCGACCCCACCCUCUUCCCGGACGUCGGCUGCGAGAUCUUUUCGGCCAGCCGCGCGCCCGCCACGAUUGCCCUCAGCGUCCUCGUCGUCGUCGAGAUGUUCAAUGCGCUCAACGCCAUUUCCGAGACCGACUCGCUGCUGACCAUGGGCCCGGCGAGCAACCCGCUGCUGAUUGCCGCCAUCAUCCUCUCGCUCGUCCUGCACUACGCCAUCUGCACCAUCCCCAUGCUCCAGGACUGGUUCCAGGUGACGUCGCUCAGCUGGACCGAGGUCAAGGCGGUCAUCUACAUCUCGCUCCCCGUCAUCUUUAUCGAAGAGGCGUGCAAGUUUGUCACUCGCCUCUACGCCACUCGGCCCAGCGACGCCGUCGAGGCCGAAAAGAAGAGGCAGUGA